CUCACUCACAUUAGGUGUUCGACAUGAAGAUUAACUUCGAUUGAUUGGUAAAAUUCGAAUUGACAUGUGCGAACGAAACGCACGUGUCGCCGGUUAGACAACAUUCACAGUUUACCUGCUUGUUUUGUUUUGAUGUCGGAAUGUGUCGUAGCGAUAGCCGUCCGGCCACGAGGCGUCUAAUUUUCGUUGUUCUGUGCGCUGUCUCUCUUCGAUCGUAUGACUCCGUCUGAAUGAGACAGGCGUGUCACACCGGUGGUUGUUUGUAUUUGAUUUCGAUAAAAGAUGGACGACCAGAGCAUCACAUUAGAUGUUAACCCUAAAGCAUAUCCUUUGGCUGAUCAGCAGAUGACCACAAAAAUUUUAAACUUAGUUCAACAAGCAAUGAACUAUAAACAACUACGUAAAGGAGCAAAUGAAGCCACUAAAACUUUAAAUAGAGGUAUUUCUGAAUUCAUAGUUUGUGCUGCAGAUGCAGAACCUUUAGAAAUUUUACUACACUUGCCAUUAUUAUGUGAGGACAAAAAUGUGCCGUAUGUUUUUAUUAGAUCAAAACAAGCAUUAGGCCGAGCAUGUGGUGUUUCAAGGCCAGUCAUAGCGUGUUCCAUUACCACUGAUGAAGGUUCACAAUUACGGCCUCAAAUACAACAAGUUCAGACUGAAAUUGAAAGACUAUUGGUUUAAUUUUGUACACAUUUUAACAUUUAUAAUACUGAUUUGGGAAUAUUAAUAAUAAUAAUAAUUCAUCAUUCAAAUGUUUAAA
Molecule: messenger RNA, 760 nt
Organism: Rhopalosiphum maidis (corn leaf aphid)
Lineage: Eukaryota; Metazoa; Arthropoda; Insecta; Hemiptera; Aphididae
Gene: hoip
Product: NHP2-like protein 1
Exons: 4
Coding region: 283-681 (132 amino acids)
Biological process (GO): mRNA splicing, via spliceosome; maturation of SSU-rRNA; ribosome biogenesis
Cellular component (GO): precatalytic spliceosome; box C/D methylation guide snoRNP complex; nucleolus
Molecular function (GO): RNA binding
Source: RefSeq, a predicted model, not a curated record